AUUACAGUUGUUUAAAAAUAAUGUCUGAAAGUUGUUGUAUGUCCAAAUAAAAAACACAACCUGCCGAUAUUUUUUUAUUUUAAAAAAGACAAAAUAAUGUUUUGCUGUUGAGGUAGACAGAAAACGUGGGAGUCUGAAAGGGAAGGAAGGAGAAGACCCGCAAAGGAAGGGUGAAAUAAGAGAAGAGUUCAAAGAGAAUGGGCAAGCACGUAAUUCAAGAACUAAAAUGUUUUUUUUUAAGACAAGAAGUGCAGUUAGUUUAAACUUUAAACUAACCGUGCAAGAAGAACAGGGAUAUAUCAUCAAAAAGGAGAGCGCAAGAAGCAAAGCUUUUUGAGACCUGAUCAUCGGAAUGUAUCACCGUAUUCCGUCGCUAAUGGAGCCGUUUCUCAGAAGAGUCUCGGCUCGUUGGCCUGUCAUCGUUCAGGCUACAACGUGGACGGUGCUCCUCAUGAUCACUGUAGCCGUGGCUUCUUUCGCUCCCGAGUUAGCUUUUGUGUCUACGGUGUCGUCUUCGUGCGGUCGAGGAGAUGGGUUCGUGAAGAUUCCGAUGGAUUUUCCGGGGGAGAGUGUGUGCGUGCCGUCUCACAUGGUGAAGAGAUCGCGUUUCGAUUUGUUCAUGCCUCCUAUUUUCGCAGCGGUUAUGGUGACGGCGUCGGCUUGUUUGAUCCGAUCGUGUUUUGGAACGGAGGAUAUGGACGAUGUAUGAAAAUUGUAAUUAAUAAUUUUUAUCGAAAAAUUGCAUAUAGAAUAAAAUGCAACGCAAAAACUA
Brassica napus (rape) is the source of this 772-nucleotide messenger RNA. RefSeq lists its product as uncharacterized. Bases 353 to 709 code for a protein of 118 amino acids. Lineage: Eukaryota; Viridiplantae; Streptophyta; Magnoliopsida; Brassicales; Brassicaceae. The record is from RefSeq and is a predicted model, not a curated record. The transcript has a single exon.